GGACAAAUUCACCUACUAAUGUAAAUAUAUAUGCAAGAUGUGCUAAUUUGCCUAUAAAUUAAUCACUCCCUGAUGACCUCAACUCGACUCCACCAAAUUCAGUUGUAGUAUGCUUUUGGGUUUAGAGAAAGACUGAGAGAAAGACCAGGAAAUCGAGAGAACAGAGCGCGCGAAAUGGCCGGGGGAGGCUUCGCCGUUGUCGGUCCGGUCACCGGCAUCAACAACGGAAAGAUAACGCUGUCAGUGGUGAUCACCUGCAUCGUCGCUGCAUCUUGCGGUCUCAUAUUUGGCUACGACAUCGGAAUUUCAGGAGGUGUGACCACAAUGCCACCGUUCCUUCGAAAAUUCUUUCCAUCCAUACUGAGGAAGGAAUCAGGGACCAAACCAAACAUUUACUGCGUGUAUGAUAGUCAGCUUUUAACAUUAUUCACUUCCUCUCUCUACUUAGCCGGUUUGGCUGCAUCGCUUGUAGCGGGCCGUCUCACCAAGAUUCUAGGCCGGAGGAACAUCAUGCUCUUGGGUGGUUCUACUUUCCUCGUUGGGGCUGCUUUAAACGGUGGAGCUGUUAAUAUUGCCAUGCUGAUCUUGGGUCGUAUCUUGCUCGGGUUUGGAGUUGGUUUCACUAACCAAUCUGCUCCCAUCUACCUCUCCGAAGUCGCGCCUCCAAAAUGGCGCGGAGCCUUCAAUACUGGCUUCCAGUUCUUCAUCGGAAUUGGCGUCCUGGCCGCCAACUGCAUAAACUACGCCACCUCCAAGCACAAACACGGCUGGCGUAUCUCCCUUGGCCUCGCCAUAGUCCCGGCUGCCAUAAUGACCUUUGGUGCUAUCUUCAUUUCGGACUCCCCCUCGAGCCUAGUCGAACGCAACAAGCUCGAGCAAGCCAAGAAAGCUCUAAUCCACAUACGAGGCAAAGACACAGACAUCGAACCAGAGCUGGCGCUUCUCAUUAAAAAUAGUGAAAUUGCCAAAGCUAUCAAUGAGGAGCCAUUUAGGAUUAUAUUUCAGAGGCAGUACAGGCCUCAACUUGUGAUCGGAAUGAUUGCCAUUCCGUUUUUUCAGCAGGUGACUGGGAUCAACAUCAUUGCUUUUUACGCGCCUGUGCUGUUUCAAUCAGUCGGUUUUGGAAACGAUUCCGCUCUAAUUGCAGCCAUCAUACUCGGAAUGGUUAAUAUUGUUUCGAUUCUUGUGUCUUCUUAUGCGGUUGAUCGGUAUGGGAGGAGGAUUUUGUUUCUGCAAGGUGGUAUCCAAAUGUUCAUUACUCAGGUUGGGGUGGCUAUUGUUCUAGCACUUACAACAGGUACUGACGGCACCAAGCAUAUUACAAAGGGCUAUGCCAUACUAGUCCUAGUGUUGAUGUGUUUCUAUGCUGCCGGUUUUGGUUGGUCAUGGGGUCCUUUGAGUUGGCUCGUACCAAGUGAGAUAUACCCCCUGAAGAUUCGACCCAUAGGCCAGAGCAUGGGGGUUGGUAUGAACUUUGCAACCACAUUUGUGUUGUCCCAAACCUUCUUGUCAAUGUUGUGCCAUUUCAAAUAUGGGACAUUCCUGUUCUAUGGAGGUUGGAUAUUUGCCAUGACCAUUUUUGUUGCACUGUUCUUGCCGGAGACUAAAGGGUUACCACUGGACAUGGUGCAUACAGUGUGGGAGAAGCACUGGUAUUGGCGUCGGUUUGUUCAGAGUAAACCCGAGGACACUAUUAAUCAUGAAUAUUAGUACUGCUUUCUAGAUCCAAAAUGAUGCCUUAAUGUACGUUUCACUAGUUCCACUGCAUUUGUCACCUCAUUUGGCGACUGAAUUUGGUGACUUUAGAAGUACGGCAACCUAGCUAUCAGAUUUACAUUCUCAAGUAGUUGUACAUUGAUCACUACAAUUAUAAGCGUACAUGUGUGAUGUAUUUUCCAAGCUAGGUCACUAUUGAACAAGGUUUUCGUGGAUUAUUCAUUGAGUUUUCAAUUACAAUUUAAAACUGAAAGCAAACUUUCACUCAUUAGAUAACAUUAGAGUUACAUCAUCUAAGGUUGCUAAAGCAUGCCAACUCGAAAAAAUAGCUUGCGUACACAAUUUUCCGUGAAAUUUAUCCAAAGCAUACUGAAUUUUUUUUUUCUUUGGUUUGUUUACUAUAGCAUGCAGAAAUUAAGCAAGAAUGACAAGAAAACAGUCAUGCCUCAUCUAUUUGGGCUUUGCUCAAGGCGACCUUGUGUGCAAUUCAACUUGUGACGCAAAGCCGAAAGCAAGAUCCGAUUGCCAGAGAUCACUAUUGAAGUUGUGUUGCUGCUACAGGCGAUAUCCCCGCUAUGUAAGAUCAAAUAUGGACAUAACACAUAUCAUCAUAAAGUAACUGAUGAUUAGCUUAAUAUCAAUCCUAGUUUAACAUGGAUACAAACAGUGAAUCGAUACUAGUGACUUAAUGAAGUAGUGUAUCAAUUCAUUAAGGAUAGUAAUCCAUUGCUUAGUCUACAAGAAAGGCUACAAGUUGUGAUACAUUAGGAAUCUAACAGUGAAACCUAAACCGACAAGGAAUGCUUUAAUGGGAAGCUUCUUGAGGUUUAAGUCUCAUAUAUAUACAGAUGAAUUGGUCCCUGAUUACUACAACGACUAUUGCAUAAGUUCUGUCCAUUGAGAAGCAAGUUGGUAAGUAACAGAAGACCAUAUUCAGUGAUCGUGUUUAGCAGCUGCAUAAGAUGGAAUCCAUGCCAGUGAUUGCUGAAGGGUGUUCUACCUGUUCUUUGAGUCUUGCACCAAUAAGAAGGACCCUGUUGUGACAUGGCUGACUGGAGGCCCAGGUUACAGUAGUGAAUUGGCUGUGUUCUAUGAAAAUGGUCCUUUCACGAUUGUGAAUAACUUGUCUCUUGUAUGGAAUGAGUAUGGUUGGGAUAAGGCAUCUAAUCUGUUGUAUGUUGACCAGCCUAUUGGUACGGGAUUCAGUUAUAGUUCUGACAGACGUGAUAUUUGCCACUCUGAAAUUUAACAGAUGGUGUUGGUAACGACCUCUAUGACUUCUUACAGGUGUGUCAUUUAGCAAACUGAUUCUAAGACUUGUGGUUAUUUCGUCAUGCGUUAUAUGAAAGAAAUUGUGGAGGACAAGAACUUGGAGUUUGCUACCAAGUGGGAAAGGAAAUCAAAUCUUGCUUACACACAGAAGGAUAUUGAUGUGGUUCUAGCUGAAUGGGCAAAUCAUGUUAUGAAGUUCUAACUUUGGUUCUGUUUAAGGUAGAUGAGUAGCACCAGGAACUGCUUUUGUGCAUUUAUAUAUAACUGAUGGAAAGUGUUGAUGAACCUAAAUUAUGCAUGCAGUUGCUUUGCCUAGCUACUCUUUCUUUACCUUAUAGGUUUUUGACUUAGUGCAAUAUUAGGUAAAUGAUCGAGAUCGAUGAGAUGGUUUUUUGGUUCUCUUGAUCAUUAUGUAACUGUUGGCUAGGUUUAGAGUUGGAACUAUGGAUUGUAUUUUGGAUGAUGUUGAUGCAAUUAAUGAAACGUAGCCAUCAUUUUCAAUGCA
This is a messenger RNA of Rosa rugosa (rugosa rose), 3493 nucleotides long. Its product is annotated as sugar transport protein 5-like. The record is from RefSeq and is a predicted model, not a curated record. Gene Ontology annotation, biological process: monosaccharide transmembrane transport. Lineage: Eukaryota; Viridiplantae; Streptophyta; Magnoliopsida; Rosales; Rosaceae. The coding region runs from base 175 to 1710 and encodes 511 amino acids. The transcript is spliced from 7 exons. Gene Ontology annotation, molecular function: monosaccharide transmembrane transporter activity. Gene Ontology annotation, cellular component: membrane.